AGAGAUUAUCAAGAAUCGCUCGCAGUUUAAUUCUGAACUCCACCGCAGAAGCAAGCUAUUUGGUUGGUUUCGAUAUGUACCACAGUAGCUGGAUUAUUUUCUUAAAAUUGUGUGCCUGUGUCGUUUUGACAAUUAUCGCCCACGGCAGCUGUAGUUCAACAAAUGUGCCAGCUUUGAAAACUCAAUUCCACAACAGAAUUUUAAAGAGACGAACGCGAUCUUUGGUCUUUCCUAAAAAGGCAUCGCUACUGCUGACCCCAGUCUUUUCGAAGGCCGUCCUUGGUGGCAUACCUCGGGGGCUUAUAUACUCAAUGGAAUUCGACAUGUACCAUCCGCUACCGGACACAGUGGAGGGCUGGCAGCCCACAAUACUCUUGAAUCAAAUUGGGAAGAAACAAAAACUCGAUGGAACCCCUUCAAAAUUUCCGGGAAACAGCGACAGUGACAUGGAUUCGAAAACAGUGCCACAAAACGAUGAUGGCCCUAGUGAAGCUCAUCAUUUCGUCCCUGUCUACGACGAUGUUGAAUACGCAACCAGUCCUUGGGCAUAUUAUAAUACAAGCAUUGCCAUUGAUCCUAGUCAAUUGUUCUCGCAUCCUUACAUCGAGAGAUCAUCCGAAGCCCGUUCUCAUUUUCGGCAAUUUCACAAUUUCUUAUCCCCUCGCAGAAGAGUAAAGUUUCCUCAGAACAGAGCCGGCGAACGCCACCAACAGUUUGAAGAGGAUGAUAGGCGGACACUGUGGCAUAGGAAUCAGAACUAUCGCGAAAGAAGGCAAAUAUUCGAUCAACUCGAAAAGCUUGGACAAUUAUUUCAAAUCAAUAUGAAGUCCUGCAUUCAAAGGGCCAUGUGUGAAAUGACAACCCAACUGCCCCCAUUCGGGGAAUCCCUUAUGCACGACAUUAUGAGAAUAAUACUAACUGUUCCGAAACCGUUGAAUAUCUCAAGCCGCAAUGACGACGACGAUCUCGAUGGCUACGGUCGCGAAUAUACCAAUGCAAACUGUGCACUUAGUUUUUCAGCAUCGUGCCCCUACCCCGUGUUACCUUUCCUCAUAAAAGGAUUCAACCGAUAGUUACUGCAUCACGAAAUAGAACUUUAGUAUAAUUCCGUACAUUUAAAUGAACGUACCAAGGCGAAUUAAAUGAGGUCACACAGGAGACGAAUUCAGACCUAACCCUUUUCUGCCUGCAGGCGGUUUUUUCGCGUAAAAUCCAUUUGUCAACAGUGAAUCACCCUUCACUUUGUCACCAGUACUACUGACCGAUAAAGUAUUGGUUGUAUGCGCUAGCCAUUCAGAAGUCACUGGUGACAUUGUCAAUAGUAAGUCAGUAGUUUUUCGGAAGAAUACUACGGCAUUGGAACUAGUGCGUCAGUAGUUUAUUUCACAUACAAAUUCACAUACAAACCCGCCAACAUUUGAUUUUCUGAAACCAAGAAAUUAAUUUUAAAACCUAAUUACAACAAAGCAUUUGGACAGUAAUGUGGGUAGUCAGAGGGCUCCCUGUGUGACCUGUUCAUAGGUCGCGUGGUACGUACGAACACCGAAAUAUAUUCUCAUGGUCAACUUUUUUACUUGAAGCGAAAUAUCAAAACAUUUCAAAAUCGUUCUAUUGCUCGGCAAUUUCACUGAGUUCAUGGUAUUUAAUUCGAAUUUCUUAAAGCGCAUAAAAGUGGAAUUGUUAAUUAUUUGUAGAUACUAACCUUACAGUAAAACUAAAAAUAGCUUUCAAAUAAGAUUGUCUUCUUUUAGUGUCACUAAAGAGCGUGUGUGCCAUUUUCAAUGAUAGAAUAUAGUACAAGGGACAUCUGCAAAACCACUCUGUCCAUAUGUUACGGGAAAGGAGAAAGAGUAACGGUGUCCACAUCAUAUGACAAUCAUUACUUAGUUUUUUUUUUUUUUUUUUUUUUUUGAUACAGGAAAAAUUGCAAUAAGGAUAAUCGCAGUUGAUUUUUGCACGUUCUGAAGCAGAGCUUUUAAACGAUGUUGUUUAUAGCAUCGAAAGAUAACUUCACUUAACUUAUCGGACGGGUGCGUUUCGACAGUACAUAGUUUGACAACAUCUCUCGAGACUUGAAAAGGCUGUCCGCAGGAUGUCU
Molecule: messenger RNA, 2098 nt
Organism: Musca domestica (house fly)
Lineage: Eukaryota; Metazoa; Arthropoda; Insecta; Diptera; Muscidae
Exons: 2
Coding region: 75-1073 (332 amino acids)
Source: RefSeq, a predicted model, not a curated record